This is a messenger RNA of Paralichthys olivaceus (Japanese flounder), 1466 nucleotides long. RefSeq names its product tubulin folding cofactor C (gene tbcc). NCBI's taxonomy places the organism in Eukaryota, Metazoa, Chordata, Actinopteri, Pleuronectiformes, Paralichthyidae. Gene Ontology annotation, biological process: post-chaperonin tubulin folding pathway; tubulin complex assembly. Gene Ontology annotation, molecular function: tubulin binding. The record is from RefSeq and is a predicted model, not a curated record. Gene Ontology annotation, cellular component: cytoplasm.
GAACAGCUUCUGUCCAUGGGCCGUCAGAACACUAUCAAUAAAAUAACUACGAUACAAUCCAACCUAGGUGGCGGUGUAGAGACUCCACCUCGGGUUUCACGAGCCGAGAAGAAGAAGAGGCGCAGUCGCUUCCGCAAACACCGUCACUGCAGCAACAUGGAAACCGCAGCUGAAGUCAGUCAAGACAAUAAGUUCGCUACUGACAGCGAUGCCGCGACGAUUCAAGAGCGGAUUCAGAAGCGGAACCAGGCGAGGAUAGAGGAUGUGGAGCGGAGGAAGGAAGCGAAGGAGAUCCGCUCCGUGCCGGAGGAGAAGGGCGAGUAUUUCUCUCGAACCUUCCGGACGGAGCUGGCGUGUAUCGAGGAGCUGCUGUCCCGCUGCUCCGGAGCGGACCGGGCCGAGGUGAUCCGGAGGCUGGAGGAGACGAGCACCAAAACUGCGCAGCUCCAGAAGUUUGUGAACGACAGCAUGUUGUUCCUGACGCAGUACGAGCUGAGGCAGGCGCAGGCCGCUCUCCAGAAACUGCAGAGCUCCAUCUCCGAGGCCAGAGACAAGGCUCUGCCCAAGAAGAAGUUUGCCUUUCGAGCUCGCACCAAUGACGCAGUUCCCCCUGGUGCGGACACACCUGCGGAGUCUGGAAAGGCGGAUGGAGGAGGUGGUGCAUUGGAGAAGUCUCCCCCUGGUGCUGCUACGUCUGGAGGGGCCAAUGGAGGAGGUGCAGCUGCCACUGAUCAGUGUGGCUUCUCCAACAUGGACGGUGAGCUUCUGACCAAAACCGCCGAGGAGAUCCAGAAAGGAGACGUGCUGCUGACCCACCUGUCCAACUGCAAGGUGCGUCUGUUCGGUUCCCCCAGCACGCUGCACCUGAAGCACAUCGACAGCUGCGAGAUCCUGUGCGGGCCCGUGUCCACCUCCGUGUUUGUGGAUCACUGCAAGAACAGCACCCUGGCCUUCCCCUGCCAGCAGCUGCGGACCCACAGCACCACGGACACUCAGGUGUAUCUGCACGUCACCAGCCGAGCCAUCAUAGAGGACUGUCACGGGGUUAGCCUCGCCCCGUUCUCCUGGUCUUAUCCCACCCUGGACGCUGACUUUAACGUGUCCGGCCUGGAUCGGGACAGAAACAACUGGAACCAGGUGGAUGACUUCAACUGGCUCGCCGCAAGAACACCUUCACCCAACUGGGCUGUCAUUCCAGAGGCAGACAGGAGAACCAACUGGGACUAAUAGUGUUUAUCUCUUGACCCAUCACAAUUAACACAUCCACAAAACCACCAAACAAAAUGUGUCUAAGUUACCUCAUGAAUGUUAGUUUGGUUUGAUGAUUGUGUCCCCUUCAGCUCAUUUUAUUUAUAUGCAGCUGCUGUUCUAAUGUAACUCAUAUAGCCAACACACCCCACAAUUAACAGCACAGACUAAUUAUAAUAGGAAAAACCUGACUGAUAAUAAAAAUCAUGAAAAAAAAA